GAGAGAGAGUGUGAGCCACCACAACAAACAGACACUGCUUUACAACAACACGAACGCACUCUCUCUCUGCACCACCCCCCUUCCUUCCUUCUCAAUUCACAUAAAUAACUCUCCACACCCUCACCUCACCUUCAUCUCUCUUUCUCUCUCUGUUUCAACUUUCAUCAUGUAAGAAGCCUUUCAAUUACUCUGCAUCCAGUGUUGGACUACUUUCAGAAAGGUUUGCUUCAGGAUCUGGAGGCCAUUUUUGCUUGAGCUACAAGGGUGAAGAACAGAAAUGUAUGCCUGUAAUUUGUACCAAAAUGUGAGAAUGCUUAUCAACAUCAACAAUUAGGAACCAACCUGGGUUGAUUCGAUUGCUAUCUAGAAACAUCCCCUCCUAUCUCUUUUGCACCUGCAGGUCUGAAUUCUUCUGUGUGACAGAAAGGAACUUCGGGUUGAUUGGAGAAACUGUGACUUAAAUGGCUAGAGUUUGCUGGCCAUACUUUGAUCCUGAGUAUGAGAACCUGAGCACAAGAAUCAAUCCCCCAAGGGUAUCCGUAGACAACUCUAGCUGCAGUGACUGUACUCUAGUCAAGGUCGAUAGUGUCAACAAACCCGGAAUUCUGCUUGAAGUCGUGCAAAUCUUGACAGACCUUGACCUCAUAAUCACCAAAGCCUACAUCUCCUCUGAUGGCGGAUGGUUCAUGGACGUAUUUCAUGUCACCGAUCAACAAGGAAAAAAACUUGCAGACAGCAAAACCAUUGACUACAUAGAGAAGGCUUUAGGACCAAAGGGCCAUAUCACAGAUGUACUGAAGGCCUGGCCAGGAAAACGGGUUGGAGUGCACUCUGUUGGUGAUCACACAGCCAUUGAGCUCAUUGGCAGAGACCGGCCAGGCCUCUUAUCCGAGAUCUCUGCUGUCCUUGCCAAUCUUCACUUUAAUGUAGUUGCUGCUGAAGUAUGGACACACAAUAGAAGAAUAGCCUGCGUUGUGUAUGUCAACGAUAAUUCUACAUGCCAACCUGUGGAUGAUCCAAAUAGAUUAUCUACUAUGGAAGAGCAGCUCAAGAACAUCCUGCGUGGGUGUGAGGAUGAUGAGAAAGUUGGUCGUACAAGCUUCUCUAUGGGGUUCACCCAUGUUGAUAGGCGGCUACACCAGAUGUUGUUUGCUGAUAGGGAUUAUGAGGGUGGUGGACUAGCAAAUGAAGUUGAUCACUAUCCUCCCUGCUUCCAACCGAAGAUCACGAUUGAGCGUUGUGAAGAAAAAGGAUACUCAGUGGUCAGCGUCCGGUGCAAAGACCGCGCAAAGCUCAUGUUUGAUAUUGUAUGCACACUCACAGAUAUGCAAUAUGUUGUUUUCCAUGCCACCAUUUCAUCUGAUGGACCGUACGCAUCACAGGAGUAUUUUAUUCGUCACAUGGAUGGUUGCACCCUUGAUACUGAAGGAGAGAAGGAAAGGGUCAUCAAAUGUAUUGACGCUGCAAUUCGGAGACGAGUAAGCGAGGUAUCAAAUUACCAUGAAAUUCAGGAUCUAAGGCUAGAGCUAUGUGCAAAGGAUAGAGUAGGCUUGCUAUCUGAAGUAACAAGGAUCCUGAGGGAGAAUGGGUUGUCAGUAACAAGAGCAGGCGUCACAACUAUUGGGGAGCAAGCAAUGAAUGUCUUUUAUGUUAGAGAUUCUUCAGGCAAUCCAGUGGACAUAAAGACGAUCGAAGCACUUCGUAAAGAAAUCGGGCACACAACGAUGUUCAAUGUGAAGAAAGUACCAACAAGUUCUAAGGCACCUGAGACGAAGGGAUGGGGCAAGACAAGCUUCUUCUUUGGGAACUUGUUAGAGAGGUUCUUGGCUUGACAUGAUGUCCAUAUGAAUGUAAAAGGCACAUUGAAAAUGUAUAGAAGAAUAAAUGUGUUCAGCAAGUUAUCUGAACACAGUUUCUGCAUUUGUACCCUUUGCAUAAUAUGCAUGCUUAUAACUUGUAACUUUUGGUCUUUGCACAACGCCUUUCUUUUUUUACUUCCUUUUGACAUUUUGAUUGUACUCCUCCUCAUCACUAUUAUGACGCUAGUUU
Messenger RNA from Prunus mume (Japanese apricot), 2049 nucleotides. RefSeq names its product ACT domain repeat 3 (gene ACR3). The record is from RefSeq and is a predicted model, not a curated record. Lineage: Eukaryota; Viridiplantae; Streptophyta; Magnoliopsida; Rosales; Rosaceae.